Bursaphelenchus okinawaensis is the source of this 3528-nucleotide messenger RNA. NCBI's taxonomy places the organism in Eukaryota, Metazoa, Nematoda, Chromadorea, Rhabditida, Aphelenchoididae. The record is from the annotation of a GenBank genome assembly.
AUGAAAAGUAAGGUUUCGAUAAUUUUUUUUGCGUUUUUAGGAUAAAAAGGAGAAUUUUAGGCUUAAAGUGUGGAUUUUUAUAUGUUUUGUCAUCUAAAUUUUUAUUUAUGAUUAAAGAUUACACUUAUCUUUCUUAUUAUAACAUUUUUAUACUUCAAAACAAAUUUUGUUACCUAAAAUGCCGGUCUUAUGCCUAAAAUCAAAUUUUGUUACCUAAAAUGUCCGUCUUAUGCCUAACAUCAGAAUUUGUUACCUAAAAUGUCGGUUUUAAGCCUAAAUUCAAAAUUUUGUUACCUAAAACAAUAUUUACUUUUAUUUUCAGAUUGGAUACUGCCAAUUAACAAUACAAAUGAUCAAAACUACAAUUCAUAUCAGAAUAAGAUAAAACUAGAAGAGCUGGAAUGCAAACUACCUGAUUUGGACCCAUGGCACGAAAAAGCAUUGCCCCAUAUUAACAAAAACAGCAAUCCCUUGGAUGGAUGUGUAGUUAAUUUCACUGAAUUCACUUAUAUUAAGGAUGGUAAAGUUAGAUUGAAUAAGACGCUGGAUACAAAAGGCACCAGGUGUUACUUUAGGUACGUUUUGGCUUGAUUUCUUGGGGUUUUAGGUAAUAUUUUGAUUGAAAGGAAUAUUUUAGGUAAUAAUUGAGCUUUUUUGCUGUUUUUUUUGGAUAAAACAUGAUAUUUAGGUAACAUGUGACCAAAAAUAUGUUGUUAUAGACAACGUUUCGACUAAAAAUCUUAUUUUCGAUGUAUUUUUUUAACCAUUGCCAUUUCAGAUGCUACUACAAUAAGAGUGAAUUCGAAAUUGAAUUUGGAAAUUGGACGAGCAUCAGGCACAAACCGGAUUGUGACAUAGUUGAAGUUAAUUGCACAAAAGUGAAUGACAAAGCUUAUACCUACAACACAAUGCAUGCCCAGAUUUAUCGACCGUAAGAAAUUUUUAUUUUUUUAGAAAAAUGACAUUUUUAAAUAGUGAACAUAUCACGUUAUAUCGAUACGCCAUUUUUUCUUCAAAGCCGUCUUUUACCUGAUAUAGGUAUAUUUUAGUGACGCCUCUGGAGUUAAACCUGCUUUAAAAAACUCAAAUGUUGACUCUAUUUCUCCACCUGACCCUGCUGCUCCAUUUACUGAUACACCUGACCGUAUUGACCUAGUAAAACCAACAAACCUAACCCCACCAAACCCCCUCCCAGAUGUCCACAUACUUGUAUUCGACUCAGUAGCUCAUACUCAAUUCAUCCGGUCGAUGACAACUACCAUGCACGUGCUACGCGACGAAAUGGAAGCCAUAGCCUUUCCGUAUGUUAACAAGAUUGGCAUUAACAGUCGGCCGAAUGGGUACGCUAUGUUGUUUGGUAAACAGGCCUUCAAGGUGGAGAAGUCUCCAAUCAAUGAUCAGUACGAUCCUAAUGUUACUAUGGAGGAAUUGUGUGGUAGAUACUUGGAUUCGGAUCAGUUUGUGCCGUUUGAAUUCAAGAAGAGAGGGUAUACGACAAUGUGGGCUGAGGACUGGGAAAUAGCACUUUUUACUUGGCCGAACUGUCGUGGGUUCGCUGAAACUCCAGCUGAUCAUUACAUGAGGUAGGUUCGUAUAGAGGCUCGAGCUAUUAUAAUAUAUGGGUUCGGCAGAGAAUUUUAGGCUUAGGAGCACGUUUUAGGCUUAAAAAUCUAAAUCUAAACAAUUUUAGAUUUGACAGAGGAUUUUUGUUAUGUAAGGGUUAGUAUGUGACACUUCUAGGGGGUAGAACUAUAUAGACCAUAACUUCUGAACAACUUUUCUUCCAGACCCUUCCAACUCCGGCUGGACCGCUACAACUAUAAGCAAGACGGCACAAUGAAAGAUCAAUUGCUGAGAAAGAUGUGUAAAGAACGUCACGAACAUGUGAUAGAUUACCUGAAGGACUUUAUCAAUUCCUACCCGGAUAAGCCAAAGUUUUCUUUAACCUGGCUGAACGAGCUGGCACACGACAACAAUAAUGGACUGUUCCAUGUUGAUAUGUACUUUAAGAAGUUUUUUAGAGAGUUUAAAGAGAAGGUAGGGGUUGGAGGUUUUGAAAUUUGUUUUGGUUUUUUUAAAAUGACAUAUUUAUGCUCAAAAAGUCAAAUAUUUCGUUGUGGGACCUAAGUUGGACCUAGGGGACUUUGGUUUGAGCCUCGGUCUCUUUCAAACUUGCUUCGGGCUGGCCUAGUGGGUUGAUUAUUUAGGUCUAGCUGAAAGGAAAUUUAAUUUUGUUUAAAAAUUGAUUGUUUUUAAUUUAUAAAGAAAAUUUAAAAAAAUAUCGAUUUCAGUUUAGUAACUCGUUUCUGUUCAUAAUGGGUGAUCAUGGCUUUCGAUUUGGAGGCAUAAGGAAGACAAAGCUCGGCGAAGUCGAGGACAACAACCCUUUGUUAAUGAUGGUACUGCCAGAACAUUUAAGAAAGAACAGACAAUUGGUCAAUAAUAUGAAGGACAAUGCUAAAAUUUUGAGUACUCACUUUGAUACUUUUGCUACUUUGGUUGAUAUUGCUCAUGUAAGUGGUUGAGUAGGGUUGGGUAGGAGAAGGUAGAGUGGGGUAGGGUAUUAUAGGGUAAAGUGGAAGCGAGGGUAGGACUGGGUAACUUAGAACAGACUAGGGCUCGGCUAUGGCAAUUUCUUUUGAAUUUCAACACUUUUCAGAACGCCUACAACUUCACCCACAACUCGACCUUCAACAACUUUGACAAGUCAGAAAUCAACUUGACAAUCAAUGGCGAAAGCUACUUCCACCCCUAUAAAUUGGACAAGAAACGAAAUUGCCAUAAUCUGAGAAUACCUUUAGAUCUGUGUAUAUGUCAACAUGAACGAGAAGAUAUAAGUAAUGAAAGGGCAUUUGGUGAGCGACUAGCUAAUUUUAUGCUAGAACAUGUUAACCAAGCUCUGGUCGAGCAAAAUCAAACUGAUUUGUGUGUGGAAUUGACGUUGAACACGACUGCUUCGAUUGAAGUGGUGGAGUUUGAGCCCAGCUUGAGGUUUAACGCUUUUAAAGUCACUUUUAAUGUGAGUUAUGACAUGUUUAUAGCCUUUUGUAAUCCGACCAGAGUUUUCAUUACUGUAUAAAGAUAUUGUUUCAGUUAUACGAUUUUUACACCGUUGUAUACUGUAAUGUUUUAGGUAUUGCCUGGAAAUGGUCAAUUAUGGGGAUUUGUUCAAAUCGACGGCGAUCGAAGUGAUAAAAAUGCCAAAAUCUCGAUGAUUUCGGAACGUAUGUCGAGACUGGACGAGUACGAACCGACCGCUUUUUGUUGUGAAAACUUUUUUGGAAGUUUAUAUAAUUUUUAAUGGUUUUGUUACCUAAAAUUGAAAAAACGUGAUAAAAUAAUUUGAUUACCUAAAUUUUAAUAAAAAACUAGUUUUGUUACCUAAAAUGUUAAAGUUUUUAUCAAGUUUUUUCUAUCCCCUCUUAUAUGUUGUUAACUAUGGUUAUUUUAGGUAAAACCAUACUGUUUCUGUGGAGAACUCUUCAACUCAACCACCACAACAACGACGACACAAGCUCCAGAAAAUGA